Molecule: messenger RNA, 4555 nt
Organism: Lacerta agilis (Sand lizard)
Lineage: Eukaryota; Metazoa; Chordata; Lepidosauria; Squamata; Lacertidae
Gene: ROBO4
Product: roundabout guidance receptor 4
Exons: 20
Coding region: 495-4250 (1251 amino acids)
Biological process (GO): homophilic cell-cell adhesion; dendrite self-avoidance; axon guidance
Cellular component (GO): plasma membrane; axon
Molecular function (GO): cell-cell adhesion mediator activity
Source: RefSeq, a predicted model, not a curated record
AAUGUUUCCCUUUUCUUCGUUGAUCAUUUAAUUUAGUUCUUCACAAUAUUGUGUAAGGGGGGGGGCAAGAGAAAAGUGUGUGAGAGAGAUCCCAGUGGAGAUGCCCCCUCCCUGCUUUCUGAUGUCACAGAUGGUGCAGGGGACCAGCCCGCUCACAGCAUGGUGCCUAUAUGCUUUCCUUCCUCCAUUGUUCCCCCCGUUAAAAAAGAAGGGGGGAAAUACAAAAGCAGUUGGAAAACAUGCUUAAUAACUAAUUCCAAAUAAUUUCCCAAACAGAGGGCUCGGGCUAAGCAGAAGGGAGAGCUGUGCAGGCACAAGCGGAAAGAGAGAGAGAGAGAGAGAGAAGGGGAAGGAGGGGGGGCAAAACCUGCCCCCAAGGCUUCUUGGGCAUCUGGACAAGAGUUUCUUUGGAUUCCUUGCAUGCUACUAGAGGGGAGUUUGUUUCCCCCCCUGGAGCCAGCAUCUUCCCCCCUCGGUGCCUUUUCCUCUGCAGGAUGCUGCCCGGGCUUCUCCUGCUGGGUUUCGCCUUCCUCCCCUGGGUUUCUGGGGCUCAGACAUGCCAAUGCCGGUGCACCUGCCUGGCAGAGCAAGCGAGGAAGGCCCCACAGGUGCCCAGCAGGCAGACGCGGCAGCUUCGUCACAGCCGCCAGCCUGGGCAGAGGCACAGGCUAAGAGGGUCCAAGUCUCGUUCAGAGGAGGUUGUACCAUAUAUCAUCGACCACCCCUCUGACCUCGUGGUACGCUGGGACCAGGCUGCGACCUUGAACUGCCGUGCGGCUGGGAACCCGACACCCACCAUUGAGUGGUAUCGCAAUGGCGAGUAUGUGAAGACAAACAAGGAUGAUGGUCCCUCCCAACGCACCCUCCUGCCGGGUGGGUCCCUCUUCUUCUUACGCCUCAGCCAGAGGAAGGGGAAAUCGGACGAGGGGGUAUACAACUGCGUGGCCAGAAACCACCUGGGUGCAGCCAUUAGCAAGAAUGCUUCUCUUUAUGUGGAAGCUCUGCAGGAAGAGUUUCGGCUUCAUCCCAGCAACUUGGUGGUGACAACUGGAGAACAACUUGUGCUGGAAUGCUUGCCCCCUAGAGGACACCCCGAGCCUACCAUUUCGUGGAAAAAGAACGGCGUCCCCAUAAAUGAGGAAAAUGGUCAUUAUGAGGUGACCAACACAAAGCUUUUGAUAGCCCAUGCUUUGAAGAGCGAUGUGGGAGCAUACACCUGCAUGGCCACCAAUCAAGUAGGAGAGCGAGCGAGCAGAGCUGCCUUGGUCUCCGUUUUGGAAAAGCCAGUAUUCACUCGGCGGCCUAAUGAUGUCGUGGCCAAGCUUGGCAGCACCGUCCUGUUCAUGUGUGGAGUCCAUGGAGACCCAACGCCCGUCAUCCAGUGGCACAAGGAAACGGGAGAGCUUCCCUCCGGAAGGUAUGAAGUAAACAGAGAAAACGUCCUUCAGAUUCAGCACUUGACGAUGAACGACGCCGGGAAAUAUGUCUGUACUGCACGCAACCAGGUGGGAACCAUCUCUGCCAAAGCAUCUUUAACAGUGCAGGAUCCCCUGGACACUGGCCAGAGCAAGCAGGACAGGCCAAAAGAUGUAUUGAAGGAGCCGAUGGAUGCAAAGGUUUACCUGGCAAAUGUCACUGCUGUCCCCUCCACGCCAGCAGCCCACCUGCACUGGAAGGUUGUCUCCUCUUCUCAGCGCAUAGAUGGCUAUGUGGUGUUCUACCGCUCCCUGUUGCCCGUGACCACGCACUGGGCUGAAUGGCACGUCCAAAGCAACCACCGUACCAUCGUCCCAGGGCUUGAGAGAGGUUAUAAGUAUGAGUUCAAGGUGCAACCAUAUUCAGGGAAGGUUAAUGGCUUGGACAGCAACGUAAGAGAUCUCUGGAUCCCAGAAGAAGUGCCUGGUGCUUCCCCUGAGAGCAUCAGCAUCACCACAUUUCAAGAUGCGAAUGGCACUGUGAUCAUCCACUGGGAGCCCCCUCCACAAGACAUGCACAAUGGUAUCAUCAAAGGUUACCAGGUCUGGUUCCUGGGCAAUGAAACUUUCUCAGGCUCUAACAGAACAGUGGAUGGAGAAACACACAGCCUAGAAGUGACAGGCCUGGCUAACGGGCAAAAAUACUGCGUCCAGGUAGCAGCAGUCAAUGGAGCUGGAACUGGAGUGCCCAGUAAUCCUGUAUGCAGUGCUGUAGAGCCGACAGUCGAGAAGAUGGCCAAGACCCCCGACUUCCAUUCCGCCAACUACAUCCUGGAAGUGGUGCGCCAGCCUGUCUUCAUUGCCAGUGUGGGUUCGGCACUCUGGGUCAUGCUGAUGGCAUUCACGGUUUAUGUUUGCCAGCAGCAAGCCAGGCAGUAUGGCCGGAGACGUCCAUAUGCCCUAGGUGAAGGUUUGUAUAGGAACGCCAGUGAUGACACCAUCAUCAAACACAGGGUAGACUGUAGUGAUUCUCCCUGGCUUUCAAACACAUGGAAGUCAACUUCGGACUCCAAGAACUACAGCACCAGCAGCAGCUUGAGCAGUCAGCUCCUGUGGACUGAACCCAAAGAUAACCAGGAAUCCCACAAAUCUACACCCUUCGACAGGCAGAGCCAAGGUUCCUGCAUCCAAACUGUUCCUUUGGUGCCUGAUAGUAGGAGCAGCAGCCUAUAUGGGGCACUCUACGUAGAUCUUCCCGUGAAGGACCUGAAAACUUUCUACAAUGCCCCACCGCCUCGCCUUUCUAGCCCCAGCCUGCAUGCCAUGGAACUGGUGCAAAAUGGUGACCAGGUGUUCAUGCCCCACUACAGCCCGAACCCCUGGCUGGCCAGUACGAGGGGAGCAGCACGUCAAGGGCCACGGAAGGCAAAGGGCUCCCUAUCUCCAAAUCUUAUACUUCAGGGAUCCUGGGAUAAAAAUAGCAAGAAAGAGCUACAACAAGCACACAGCACUCCCACGCAGCCACCUAGCUUUUCGGCAGACUGGAGCAGCCAGGGCAGCCAGACAAGCUCUCGUAUCAGCUCUGGGAAGCACCGGAGAACUCAUGGGGAGAUGAAAAAGGUGCUGAAAACAUACAGCUCCCCGAAGUUCUCAAAAUGCAGCGCCUUGCAGAACGGUGCCGGUUUGUUGCCUCCUCCUCCUCCCGUCCCUCCGGGUUUUCAAGCUCCCCAAGAUCACAGCGCCCAGCCAGUGUGUACCUGCACUUGCUACCUGGAUCCUCCCGUGGACUUGGUCCUUCAGCAGCAAGACAAAGAUUCCCUGCCGGCAACCAGUGAGUCCCUGGGAGAAAGCCAUACCUUCCCCACUCUGCCUUACAGCCGUCUUUCUGCAGCCUCGAUCUCUGUAUCUCUCAAUGAUGAUGGGGAGACGGUUCUGACCCCUGAGGAGGUGGCUGAAUACCUAGAGCUCAGCGAGGAGGCAGAGCAUCAAAGGCAACAGAGCGACGGCGUUUCUGCUCCUCCGCGGGUCUUCUCCCCACCUCAUACCUAUGGCUACAUCUGUGGUCCGCUGGCCUCCGAGCUGCCAGAGAACAGUGCCAUGGACGACGACGACCCCAACAUGGAAGAGGAAGGUGGCUGCCGUUCCACAAAGUUCUUCCGCAGUUUCUGCUGGACCCCCUCGUCCAGCCUGAGUGAGGAUGACGCCUCGCUGGGGGGCUCCCUGCUCAACGGGUGGGGAUCCGUCUCGGAGGACAACGGCACCAGCACCCGCUGCAGCCUGGUCAGCUCCACCGACGGCUCCUUCCUUGUUGACGCCAGUUUUGCCCAAGCUCUGGCUGUGGCGGUGGACAGCUUCUGCUUUGGGUUGACCCAGAGGGAUAUUGACAAGGCAUUGACAGACAUUUUGCCUUCAGCACCCCCUCUCAACGGACUCCUGCAACCACACGCUUCCUUGGAGAGCUCAGAGGAAACUCAGCAGAAGCCUCCCGGAUCGCAGCUCCUUCCUGCGUGGGAGUGGAGCACAGAUUGGGUGGAUGAGAUGGAAGCCAAGUAUCCGCAGCAGGCUGAGAACUGGAACGCCAUUCCGGAGUUGGGAAAGGGAGAGGCGGCGGCAGUAGCAGCGCUGGGAGAAACCCAGCCACUCACUUCUGCCUUGAAGGGGAUAAAGGGUGCCUGCAUGUCUGACUCAAGCAGCUAUCCAGACAGAGAAGCUGGGGCCAUCAAGGCUCCUCUGACAGCUACCCAGGACUCUGGGUCAGGAUCCUUUGCCAUUCCCAAGAGAGGAGAGGAACCGGUUGUGGAAAAGCUCGCCACGCCAAACAAAGGGGGUCGCUGAGAAGCCCGGACAGCACAUCUGAGUGUGGGGACAAAGGUGCACGAAACAGAUCAAGGCAGGCCCCUCCUGCACUUCCUUGGAAAGGGGUCUGUCAGGAUCAGAGAGGGAUGGGGGAGACGUUCAGUUCAGUUUGCAUUGAGAGGAGGAUCGAUCAAAUUAACACUUUUCAAAAUGAUACACAGACCAUAACCCAGACAUUCUUUGAAAUCCGCCCUCUGUCAAGAUUCUGCAAUGCACUACUCCAAUCAAUGUUUACAAAAUAUGGCCAGAUUAUGGGAGAGAGUGCAUAAAAAGGAAUACAUUAG